Messenger RNA from Hypomesus transpacificus, 858 nucleotides. RefSeq lists its product as uncharacterized. Bases 1 to 693 code for a protein of 230 amino acids. Lineage: Eukaryota; Metazoa; Chordata; Actinopteri; Osmeriformes; Osmeridae. The transcript has 5 exons. The record is from RefSeq and is a predicted model, not a curated record.
AUGGUUGUUAUAGCAGGAAGUGAGAAGAAGCACACAGAAGUCCCCAACACUGUUGAUGAUGGGCAGCAGAUCACCAGGAAGAAUCUUCAACGCUCUGCUCACUGGAAAAUAAAAGUAUUUGAGGUUUAUCUGGAAUACUGUAACAGAAAGGAGUCACACAUCACGUCUUCAGCACAACAGGAAGCGGCUCAGCUGCACAUCCUGACCCUGCUGGAACACAUCAAGCAGCAACAAAUGCAACUUGCUGCUGCUGUCAACAGUCUUGCUGCAAGAGUGGGUACAGAAACUCCAGUGGCUGAGAUGCCGGACAAUAUGAGUUUCCCACUGGCCACCAUGUCUGAAGUGGAGGAGUUGGAGGAGUGGCUGAAAGACUCAAGGAAUUCUCAUGCUAAGCAAAACAUGAUUUCUGCGCUUGGUGCAGUAGGAGGACAGAACACCAAGAGAAUAUCCUGGAAUGUUCUAUCAAAGAUUUUCUCUGACACAGUGGCCAAAAGAAUUAAUUGGAAAGGAGUAAAUGGCAAAAAAUGUUUCAAAGAAAUGCUCACGAGAACUCUAUUAAUCAAAGCUGUAAGGAAGAAUCAUCAGAGUGCACCGGACAGUGAGAUUGACUCUUGCGCCAUAAGAUGGUUCAACCUGGCAUCUGACAGGGGAGGCGGCCGCAAAGACAGGGCGAUGGCCAAGGAGACCUCUUAGUUUGUGUCUUCUGUCUAACUCAUUGUUCAUUCCUGUUUUAUGUGUGCAUUUAGUAUUGUUAAAGUGAAUCAUUAAACUAGGACAUGGUUUUCUUCCUCUUAUGCAUUUGAUUUGAUUUAAUAAAAGAUUUGUAUUUUUUAUUAUUUGUAUUUUUAUACAUUUGUG